UCUCGGAGGUUUGUGUUCCAAUUGCAUUCGGUUGUUGAUCGAUAAAUCUCAUUCGACUUCUCAGUUGUUUUAAUCGAUUGCUAGAGAGAUAGAUAGCGAUGUCGCAGCUGGUUGGCAAGGCGAAGAACUUCGUAGCGGACAAAGUGGCUCAUAUGGAGAAGCCCGAGGCAGAUCUCACUUGGGUGUCGGUGAAGGACGUGAGCCGAUCCUCGGUUCUGCUGGAGAGCGAUGUCCUCAUCACCAAUCCUUACGACCACGAUCUUCCAGUCUGCGAGAUCUCCUACGCCUUGUUCAGCAACAACAGGGAGAUUGUCAGCGGCAAAAUCCCCGACCCCGGAUCCGUCAAGGCCAAUGACAAGACCGCGAUGAAGAUCCCGGCUAAAGUUCCAUACAAUGUGCUCUUCACCAUCGUCAAGGACGUGGGAACCGACUGGGACCUCGACUAUGAGAUGAGAGUGGGAUUGACCGUCGACAUUCCCAUCCUCGGCAACUUUACAAUACCACUCUCCAAGAAGGGAUCCUUCAAGCUCCCCCUCCUCCCCUUCUAAGCUCCAAGCUCUCUAGCUGGAAUAUUCAAGGAUAAAAGGCUAUUUCUAUAUGACACGAGAAUAUACCUUGUCUAAGGGUAUCUCAGUUCUCUCUUGUGUUCUCCAUGGAUCUUGGGCGAUGCCUCGCCUUUGCGAUCUUCUUCUCGAGCUUGGCGGCUGCGCGAUCGAUUCCAGAGAAAGUGGGUGUAGCAGCAAUGAGCAGUGAUCCUCCCACGGCAUACGAGGAGCUGGAAUCGUUUGGAUUCCCCCCGGGAUUGCUGCCACACACUGUAGUGAACUACACUCUCAAUUCCAAUGGCCGAUUCAGCCUGGCGCUCAACAGGACGUGCUCAGCGAUGCUCCAGGGCACCUAUCUCGUCACCUACAACUCCCAGAUCUCCGGGACCGUGAGCCCACGCUACAUCAAAUCGCUGCGCGGGGUGAGCGUCCGCGCCUUCUUCAUCGACUGGAGCAUCUCGGGCAUCCGCGUGAACCACCAAGAUCUUGUUUUCGAGGUGGGUUUCGCCAGCGCCAAGUUCCCCAUCUCCAAUUUCGAUGAGGCGCCGGAAUGCGAGAAAGAAUCGAUCGAAGUUCCGCCAUCGUCGUCGUCCUCCUCGCGAGCCAGCGCUUAGAAAGAUUUGCCCUAAUUUCUUCGUUCGUCCCAGGGUUCGAAUCCCUGCCCUGUCACAGAUAUAAGAUCAAAGCAUUUUUCUA
Messenger RNA from Selaginella moellendorffii, 1241 nucleotides. Its product is annotated as late embryogenesis abundant protein Lea14-A. Bases 99 to 548 code for a protein of 149 amino acids. The transcript is spliced from 2 exons. Gene Ontology annotation, cellular component: cytosol. Gene Ontology annotation, biological process: response to desiccation. NCBI's taxonomy places the organism in Eukaryota, Viridiplantae, Streptophyta, Lycopodiopsida, Selaginellales, Selaginellaceae. The record is from RefSeq and is a predicted model, not a curated record.